Molecule: messenger RNA, 1035 nt
Organism: Amaranthus tricolor (Joseph's coat)
Lineage: Eukaryota; Viridiplantae; Streptophyta; Magnoliopsida; Caryophyllales; Amaranthaceae
Product: receptor-like protein 35
Exons: 4
Coding region: 1-1035 (344 amino acids)
Biological process (GO): hormone-mediated signaling pathway
Cellular component (GO): plasma membrane
Molecular function (GO): protein binding
Source: RefSeq, a predicted model, not a curated record
AUGCGAAUUCUUGUUUUCUUCUUAUUUAUUCACUGUCUGAAUAUUUGCUUCAUCAAUGGCGGAAUAUUAUCAGAACAAGAAGCAUUAUUAGCUAUUAAAUCUGCCAUUAAAGAUGAUCCUCAUAAAAGUCUAUCAUCUUGGAAAAACACUACUCACCAUUGCAAUUGGUCGUUCGUCACUUGCUCUUCGUCUUCUCACUCUCCCACUGUCAUUUCCCUAGACUUCUCCAACUUAAAACUCAAUGGUAAUCUCUCUCCUCAAAUCGGUUUUCUUACAAACCUGCAAAACCUAUCUCUCCUUUUUAACGAUUUUUAUGGGAAUGUCCCGUCUUCUCUUCAUCUCCUUACAAAACUCCAAUAUCUCAACCUACAAUUUAACCAAUUUAGUGGCCGACUCCCUUUAUUUGUUAAUAUGUCGGAGCUUCGGUGCCUUUCCCUUGGUGGGAACCACUUUUCUGGUUCAAUAUCUCCAAAGUUUAGUAAACUUCAAAAGCUUCAAGUUUUGGAUCUUUCUGGCAAUAUUCUUUCUGGAUUACUUCCUCAUGAAUUAGGAUUAUUAAAGAGGUUGAAAACUUUAGAUUUAUCAAAUAACUUUUUAGAUGAGUUUAUUGGAGAUUUAUCUAAGUUAGAAGAACUUCAUAUUUGGGGAAAUAACUUUACAGGAAGUAUUCCACAUAAGUUGGGGACGAAUGGGAAAUUGAGCUACCUAAAUGUUUCUUCAAAUAAGCUUAGUGGUCCAAUCCCUGAGAGUUUAGGGAGUUGUAAGAAACUAUAUUUUCUAAAUUUGAAUGAUAAUCAACUCACGGGUCAGUUACCUGUCAACAUUGAAAAGCUUACGAGUAUUAGUUAUUUGUCGGUUGCCAACAAUAACUUGAUUGGAAAAAUCACACCACAGAUUACAGGAUACAAUGUCACGAAUUUUAAAAACUCUUCUAUCUGCAACUUGGUUAAUCUUCUAAUCCUUGAUUUAUCUUAUAACAAGUUUAAUGGAGAAGUUCCUCAUUGCUUGGGCAAUAUUUCACUGACAAUCAGUUAG